This is a messenger RNA of Trematomus bernacchii (emerald rockcod), 2165 nucleotides long. RefSeq names its product liver-expressed antimicrobial peptide 2 (gene leap2). Lineage: Eukaryota; Metazoa; Chordata; Actinopteri; Perciformes; Nototheniidae. Bases 162 to 464 code for a protein of 100 amino acids. The transcript has 3 exons. The record is from RefSeq and is a predicted model, not a curated record. Gene Ontology annotation, biological process: defense response to bacterium; antimicrobial humoral immune response mediated by antimicrobial peptide.
CCGCUGCCACUGCUGAGUCAGGCUGCCUUCAACUAACUUCCUCCACUCAUGAAAAGCUGAUCCACACAACCUCCACACUCACAGGAAAGUUGAGUGCUCCGCAGACUCUUGGACAUCAGGGAACCUUUCUGGUCCAGAUCAGUUUCACUCAGAGCGAGAAGAUGCAGGACAAAGUUUUCUUCACUCACAGCAAAGCAGCAGUAGCACUGUGCAUUGUGCUGCUAAUGCUGACUCAGCAGGUGUGUGCAGGUCCGUUGCCCCCUCAGGUGAGGUCUGAGCAGAGUCCAGAUGUUAGCGUCCGCUCUCUGAGGAGGACGGCCCGCAUGACUCCGCUGUGGAGGAUCAUGAGCAGCAAACCGUACGGCGCUUUCUGCCAGAACAACUACGAGUGCUCCACAGGACUCUGCAGGGCGGGACACUGCUCCACCAGCCACCGCUCCCCCACAGCGCCGGUCAACUACUAGCAAACCAUCUGCAUGUUUACAUGAGGAGGCGUGUGGUGCAGUGGGUUGUGCGUUGGUGUUCGGAUCAGGGGGUCAAACCCCACUGCAGUCAGCAUGUCGUUGUGUCCCUGGGCAAGACACUUCACCCCAAAUUGCUCCUGUGGGGAUUGCCCACAGUAUUCAGUAUGCAAGUCGCUUUGGAUAAAAGCGUCUAACAAGUACCAUGUAAUGAGUGUCCAGCCAUAAUCUGGGAUGGAGCACAUAUCCAGGCUUUUAUUUGUAUUUUUUUAACGGUUUUUAUCUUUGUACGUCUAAACAAGUUGCUUUGUACACAUCAGGUAGUUAUAUGCAAGAAAAAGGCGUGUACUGCUGCACUUGUUAUAUUUCAAAAAGCAAAUAGAUUAAGACGGUAGGAGGGGAGCUGAGGCAUGGGGUAAAGUGCACAAAACGUAAGAAGGGAGUCUUUUAUACUUGAUGUCACAUGGUGUGAUUUUGUUUAAAUAUUUCGUGGUUCAGGGUCCAAACAACUUAAAUGACUUGUUUUAUACGGCAAAGGACCAACAAUCUUUCAGCCCUGAUCUCAAAGCUGAGAGUCAAAAUGAAAAGACAAGUACUAUUUGAUAUUAUCAGAGGCUCUUCCCGGCCAGUUACUGUGGCCUUAGCUCUCUAAAUUAUAUAUCGUAGCACAGAAAAGACUUUGAGCCUUUUGGGAGAUACUGGCCUUCACAUUUUUUCCCUUUUUGUAAUCGCUGUCUCGUGUCAUGUUUGAUAAGUUAUCACUUGACUGUUUGCAUAGAAGGUUUAAUCAUUCCUCUGAUAAUGUGCCAAAUGGAAACGUGUCUUUCCAAGAGAAAUAAUUUGUGUUAGUUUACUGUAGGAUAGGAUGGCGUAAGAGCAUUUUUCCUGAUGUCUUAUUCAUUCUGGCGUCUAACAAAAUGUGUUCCCUUAAAGCCAAGACAUUUGGGAAAUUGAGAAUAACUAUCACACAAACAGGCUUAAAAACCCAAAGCACCAAAACAUAUUUUACCGCCUGACAGGCUGCAAUCCUAGUUGACUGUCAGAAGCAAAAAGUGACAAAGAGAGGGCAAAGAUAGAUAAAGCAAAGUAGGGAAAAGGGCAUCAAAGAAGGAGCAAAAUGGAGAAAAGAUCAGAAAAGCAGAGAGAAUGAUCCAAAGUUACAAGCAAUGUUUUAAUAUCCUUCAGAUUAUAUUUUAUUAUUACUAUAACAAAAGGUUGUGUUGAACAUUAUUCAUUAUGCAUGCAUACAGAUUGGUAAUGCAGUGAUUCUCAUAUUUUAUUUAUUUUAUCCUCUGUCCAAAUUGUACCCAUUACUUUUUCUAAAAAAUAUAUAUUUGUUUAUGAUAUGAAUAAUCAAUACCCUGAAUGGAUUUAUUUUUUUAGCUUUUCACAGGGGAUUUUUUGUUUUUGCCAAUAACCAAUUUCUCUGAGUGUACAAAUAUCAGGAACUUAUAACGAGCCGCACAACUUUUUUUGCACAUCCAUCCCCUCUCUUUGAUAAGUGUUCGUAGAUUUCGCUUGGACUCGCCUGCAUAGUUUACUUCAUGCACAGAGCAGGUGGUGGCUGAUAUUUUGUACACUCAGCAUGUCUGAGUAAUGUUUGAGUAUUUAUCUUUGUACUGUGUACUGUCUACUGUAUGUACUGUAUUACCUACAUGUAGAAGGCUGGAGAAAAAGUGGAAUAAAAGCAUUGGAGAAAAAAAA